CAGGUACAGGGGGAGGGGGCUCAGGUGUAAAGUUUCACUUCCUGCUUAUCUCCUGACUGCAGCUCCUCUAUACACCUGGCUGGCAGGUGAGGGGUUACAUACACAGGAUACCUGGCCAUAGGAAACACCCAUUUCAGUUUCAUCUGAAACCUACAGAGGACACAGACAAAGGGGAGUGCUCAGCAAGGGUGGUCGAGAGGGAACCCAGAAGUACUCCAUUUUACCUAUAGGAAAUACCCAGCCAUCCUGAUUGCUAAAUGAACUUCUGGUAGAACCGACUACAGCUAAAUAGAAGAGAAGCAAAGGUUACAGACAGAGCCUCACUGAGCCCCAAGUGGACUUCGUUACCUGCUACACCAAAAUCUGGAAUCUCCUUGCAAAUCGUGAGUCUCUGGAAUAGAAAGUAUAUUAUAACCAGUCGCAUAGAGAUUGCGGGCAGAAAACUCAGUCUUUCGAUUGAUUUUUUUUCUUCAAGGAUCAGAAUGCGUGUCCUGUGCGCUUUUGUGGCCCUCCUAGGGGUCUUAGAACUGUGUUGGGGGGAUUUGAACGGAGAGACCUGCCUGGACAAUUUCACCCGGGGCAUGCCAAACUUUGUGCUGGAACUGAAUGACUCCAUGAGCAGCGGGGCAACAUUCCUCGGUUCCCCCAGCCUAGACCGGGGCAGGGACUGUGUGGCUGCCUGCUGCAGGGUACAGGGCUGUAAUCUGGCUAUGGUGGAGUUGGUGGAUGGGCAUGAUGACCAUAUCAGCGAUUGUUUCCUGCUCAACUGCGUCUACCAGCAGGAAUUCGUCUGCAAGUUCGUUAGGAAGAAUGGAUUUGUCAACUAUGUCACAUUGGACGUCAGCAAUAAGCUGACACACAGGAGGGAGGAUCUAAAAGAAGGAGACGAUGAACCUCCGAUUGCCAAAGUAAACGCAGAUGUGAAAACUCAGCCCUCCCAAGAGGUGACUUUGAGUGGCAUCGAAAGCUGGGAUCGUGAGGGGAUCGCAAGUUAUGACUGGACCCUCCAGCAUGGAGACCCUUCUGUUGUUAUAGAGCAAGACUUGGAGCAGCCUGCAUUCCUAAAGGUGUCUGACCUCAUGGUAGGAGAGUACGUUUUCCAGCUGAUAAUUACUGACACUGCAGAUCAACAGAGUACGGCCACUGUCACCGUCACUGUGCUGACUGUGGAGCAAACUGAGGAGUUCUGUCUUGCUCCUCCAAAAGUUGGUCGAUGCCGUGGCUCCUUCCGGCGAUGGUGGUAUAAUCCAGAUGUGAAUGAUUGUGAGGAGUUUACAUAUGGCGGGUGCAACCCAAACAAGAACAACUACGUCAGAAAAGAGGAUUGUAGGCAAACCUGCGUUAAUUUAUCUGAUCAUUCCAAUAAGGGGAGGAGACUGCAGCCAGUGUGUGAUGGGCACUGUCUCCGUACACAGUUCCAGUGCUCCGACGGAUGCUGCAUACAAGCUGGUCUUGAAUGUGAUAAUACUCCGGACUGUAGUGACCACUCUGACGAGUCUUUCUGUGAUACAUAUGAUAAAGGAUUUACGAAGUUGCAGGAACUGGAUGUUCCAAACAGUAAAGCCCGAUGCGUGGAAUUGCCAGAUACCGGUCCUUGCCGUGCCCACUUUCGUCGGUGGUACUAUGAUCCUUUAUUAAUGAAGUGCACAUUCUUUACUUAUGGGGGCUGCGCUGGGAACUUGAAUAACUUUGCUGAGGAAACACAUUGUACAGAGUUUUGUGAAGGGAUUUCAGAAAAAGAUAUCUUUAGAGAUGCAGAAGAAUCAAGCCCUCAGGAGAGUUCAGGCUCCGCUGAAGUGGCCAUUGCUGUGUUCUUGGGCAUCUGUAUCCUGGUUGUGCUGGCUGUAAUCGGAUACUGCUAUAUGAAAAAGAAAAAAGGCAAGCGACAAACAAAUGUGAAUAACACCGCCCUCGCCGCCAUUGAAGACACGGAGCACCUAAUGUAUAACCGGACCACCAAACCCGUGUGACAACCGAUGACUACCCAUUGAAAAAUGAAUGUGCCUUUAUACUGUGUUCAACACUCCAUGCUGUGGUUUACUGCACUGGGAGAUCACAAAGCCACAAAUUCUGCAGAGAAAAAUGAGUUACACAUGGCCGCCUAGCCAAUUGUUGUGGCUCAAGUGAAUUGAACUAUUUGCCUCCCAAGAGCACAUAUAAGACACUGUGAGACUCGGCGGUUAAUUUUAAUGUGCCUUUAAAUAAAAUGUAGGAAAACCUACCAUUUUAAAGGACUGUAUUGUUUGGUAACUCCCCCCCUAGAGUACAGCAUUGUAUCAUACUGUCCUAUUGUCUUGAGUCACAAAUUAUAAUUAUAAUUUUUUAGGGUUUUUUUUUUUUAUUACUUUUUUUUUGUUUUGGAGGGGGGUGUUCUAUUUUGAUGUGAUGUGUUAUAUUUUUUAUUCUCUUUAUCUAAAGUUUAUUCGUUUAUGUGCAAAAUUAUUCCUGCUGUAUUGCUGAUUACUUAGGCUAGUGUCAGACCAGCAUUGCAAAUAAUGGCAUUUACAUGGACCGUUGCCAAUAAAUGCUGUGUACAGUAGCUAGUGAUGAUACACUGUACAUUCGUUAGUUUAAUAUUCAAAUGUGUAUGUGCCCACGUCAGAGUGAUUAAAUGCUGCGUCUCAAUCACAGCACAGGCAAGUCUACGGGCAGAUGUAUGAAGUCUUGGAGAUAGAUAAACUACCAACCAAUCAGCUCCUAAUGGUCAUUUUUCAAACACAGCCUGUAACAUAGCAGUUAGGAACUAAUUGGUACUUUAUCUCUCUCCACUUGUACUAAGCCCUGGAGAGGGGGGGGGGGGAGAGAGAAAAAAACUACCAACCAAUCAGCUCCUGUCAUUUUGUCAAACAUAGCAGUUAGGAGCUGAUUGGCUGGCACUUUCUCCUCUCUCCACUUUAUCACUCUUCCAAGGCUUAGUAUAACAAACUCUGUCGCCUUUACACAGUAAUAUUCCAGCUUAUUAAAUGUGACCUGUUUCAGCGGUUAUACUUACAUUUAAUAUUGUUGAAUAAAUGAUUCUUAACUGUCAGAAAACCUGCAAUGCACAUCUUGGCUGUUUAAAGCAGUAAAGAUGCCAGAGAUGGAUGUAUUCUGUGUUGAAUGUAACUCCAGAGAAGCACCUCAUGACCAUCUUCCAUUUUGUUGAAGACUGUCAAAUGUAAUGGAUGUCACAGUUGUAGACAAGUGCUGCUAUAAUUUGAAGAGGGUAAAAAAAAAAAUUUGUACAUUAUAUGUAUUGUGUUUUUAUUUUUUCAAUUGGUGUGUAAAUGUGUAUUCUUCUAACCCACCUCCACUUCUUAAGCACCAUUGGUUCCAUUAAUAAAACUAUGGAAUAAAAUUAGAGAACAUUUUUAUUUUUUCUCUUCAGUAAUGUUAUACAUUUUUUGGUUUGAUACAGUUUGGUUUAUUGCAUACCUUUUUUUAAAUUCAUCAUUGAAAUCAACAUUUUAGAUCCAGAAAACCAGAGUGUGUCUGCAAAUCUGACUUCUCCAACCUUACCGCUAAUGUUUAGCUUGCACUACAGUAUGUCUCUGUAUUUUUGCUAGCAUGCUAAAUAUAUUACUUGCAAGCACCAAACGCUGGCUUUAUUCACUCGGAUAACAUGUCGGAGCAGAGACUUAUAGAAACAGAAAGCAUUUCAGUUUAUUUUGUGCAAACUUACCCAAAGCUGUAAAAAGUGAAAAGCUUAUUUGCCCAGAGUAUUUCCUGUAAUAAAAACCUUUUCUUUGCAA
Molecule: messenger RNA, 3731 nt
Organism: Pseudophryne corroboree (corroboree frog)
Lineage: Eukaryota; Metazoa; Chordata; Amphibia; Anura; Myobatrachidae
Gene: SPINT1
Product: serine peptidase inhibitor, Kunitz type 1
Exons: 11
Coding region: 483-1970 (495 amino acids)
Biological process (GO): epidermis development; epithelium development; extracellular matrix organization
Cellular component (GO): plasma membrane
Molecular function (GO): protein binding; serine-type endopeptidase inhibitor activity
Source: RefSeq, a predicted model, not a curated record